CAACAUUUGCAAGGCCGCAUUUGAAACAGUCAGCCGUUUAACAUUGCCGGCCCACAAUCGGGCCUCACUUAUUGACGUCAGAUAUGCUCGUCUACCUUCAGAAACACCACCUUUAGAUGACUAUGAUCCUGCAGAGCACAGAGAACCUGUACAGCCUAUCAAGCUUUGGAUGGCCAAUUUUAAUCUACUACGAACAAUUUUUGGGGCAGGAACUUUAGGCCUUCCGUUAGCAGUGAGUCAAGCUGGUAUCAUACUCGGCCCUAUAAUGACCAUUUCUUUAGGCCUGCUUAUUAUGCACAUGCAUCAUACAUUGUUAUGGUGUUUGCACGAAAUAAGCCGGCAACUCAAAAUUCCACACAUACCCUACCGCUACGGGUUUAGGUUAGCUCUUUUACAUGGACCAGAUGUUCUUCAUAGACUGGAAAGUUCUGCCCCAACCAUAGUGGCCACCUUCAUGAUCCUGAGCCAGCUCGGCAUUUGCACUGUGUUCGUUAUAUUUACUACGGACAGCUUGAGAGAUAUAAUGGACUGGCAAACAUCAAAACCGGCGAUUGCUGCGUUACUGCUUCCGUACCUUUUUCUUGAGUAUUUUAUGAAGUCGCUAAAAAUUGUCAGUUACAUAUCAAUGUUUGGUAAUUUUUUGAACCUAAUCGGCUUGACGUUGGUAACAUACCAUGAGUUCCUUGGGCCUCAUGGUAAAGAGAUGGUAUACGCCACUACAGACUCCAUCGCGCUCUACUUUGUUAUCGGAACUUGCUUGUUCAACCUCAGUUCUCUUGCCGUGGUUCUCUCUCUAGACAGAGCAUUGAAGCACCCUAGAGUGUUGACAAAACGCUAUGGUGUGCUAAACUUCUGCAUGCUCACAACGACAAUUUUUCUCACUUUAUUUGGUAUGCUGGGCUAUUGGUCUUUUGGGCCUAUGGAGGAAAAUGUUUUGAGAUCACUCCCUUUUGAUGACGACUCAGCGAUGUUAGCAAUAGGCUUAUAUUUGGUGGCAGUUGCAUUCGCUUACCCUAUCCAGUGCUACCCAGCCAUUCAGAUCAUAUUGGAUAUAGUGAGAAACAGGACGGAGACUCUGUCGCCUAAAAUUUUGGAAAUAAUUGAACAUAUAGUGAGGCCUAUCUUCGUUUUAACUUCUUUUUUCAUAUGUUACAUGGUGCCAAUCCAAGGAGCAUUUGUUGCAUUCGUCGGAAACUUGUGUACGACAUUGAUUGCCCUAGUCUUUCCUGCUCUCAUGGAACUAUGCCUAUUAUAUCCUAAUAAUUACGGCAAAUAUCGAUUUUAUUUGAUAAAAGACUUAAUCAUUCUUGUGUUUGGGCUUUCCUGUGCGAUUCUUGGCGUUGCACUUUGUGGGUAUCUUAUUUAUGUUAGAGUUCUAUGCCUGCACUCGCCGAAUGAUGAUUCGAUAUGAUUGUAUGGUAUCAGGUAUGUCUUUGCUCACCUUAGGUACAAUGGUUGUGCCCAAAACUUGUUACUACUAAAAAAGUUGAAAAUUGCUAAGUACGAGUAACUAUAUGUGAGGGUACUGAGUAAUUAAGAUAGAACGAAUCUUGUACGUUUCGGAGGUAGGUAUUGUAAUCUGAAACUGUAACAACUUUUUGACCAUGAAUGGUCAUGCUCUUUACUUUUAAUAUAUACCAAAAAACUAAUAUUUAUAAGGAUUUAUAAGAUUCUAGAA
Molecule: messenger RNA, 1678 nt
Organism: Maniola jurtina (meadow brown)
Lineage: Eukaryota; Metazoa; Arthropoda; Insecta; Lepidoptera; Nymphalidae
Product: proton-coupled amino acid transporter-like protein CG1139
Exons: 10
Coding region: 170-1411 (413 amino acids)
Biological process (GO): amino acid transmembrane transport
Molecular function (GO): amino acid transmembrane transporter activity
Source: RefSeq, a predicted model, not a curated record